AUGGACUUCUACGGUACGGCAGUGACAGCCAUCACCCAAGUCUACCAAGUCACCAUCUUCAUCAAAGGCGUCAUCUCCGACAUCAAAGCCUUCGACGACGACCGGGUCGAGAUCCAGCUGAAGCUCAAUGUCCAACUCUCGACCUUGCUCUUCUUCAAACGCACCUUCUUCGACCCCGAGCAUGGCCUCCUGCUCCCGGGAAAGGUGGACCCUUUCAUCGCCGACACGGUCCAAGGGCUCCUGGUGCAGAUGCGAAAGACCCUUGCCGAGUACGAGCUCGUGGCGGCAAAGUACGGUCUCGUGGACGAGGAUCUCGCCAUUGAGCCUGAGAAGCCCGCCAAAGCGCAGGAGUCGCUGCUGGAGCGCGCAAAGAGCAAGGCCCGAUCGCUCAAACUCAAGGGCUACGACUGGUCGCUCUUUGACAGGAAGAAGCUGAACCGCAUCCUGGAGGAGUAUACAAAGUGGUCCGGGGACCUGCGCAAUCUCAUGCAGCACAUGUCGCAGGAUACGUUGGCCAGGAUGGCGGAGAGCGAUCAGCAUGGAUUGAAGAGCAGUGGUUUGGAGCCGGUGAUGAAGCGCCGGACGCUGGCCGCGGCCAAGGCGCCGGCCGACUUCCGCAGCUUACCUGGCACAAUUACCGAAGAAGGCAAGACGACGGGGGGUUUCCGACUGGGGAAGUGGUCGGCGUUGGAAUCUGAAGCGAUGACCGUGAUCGUCGAGUACCACGAGUACGAGAGCAUGGUCAAACGCGACGACCUGGAGCCGGACGAGAUCGAAGAAAUGAAAGAACCCAUCCGCAAUCUCGCCUGGCUGCUGCAGAACACGACCUUCACCGGCACCUCGUCCAACUCUCUCGACCAGCCAAAGAUCUACGCCCUCAAAUGCCUUGGCUUCAUCGACCAACCCAUCGAAGAGCGCAGCGUCUUCCUCUACAAACUGCCCCCCGCCGAACCCACCACAGGCGCAACCCUCACAACCCUCCACGCCUUCAUCAACGCCGUCGACAGCCAAAUAAAACGCCCACUGAAAAAACCCUCCCUCAACGACCGCUUCAGCGUGGCGCACAGCCUCGCCCUGACCGUCUCCAACCUGCACGCCUCAGCCUGGCUCCACAAGAACAUCUGGAGCAGAGGCAUCCUCCUCUUCCUCGAGACACCCACCGGAACCCGCGCAUCCGGCCUCUACGCGCACCGCCUUACUCCGUCUCCAGACAACAACACCAAAAUCGUCUCCUACCUCAGCGACUGGGGCUACGCGCGCUCAGUACAGCAAGGCACAGACAUGCGCUUCGACUUCGAGGUCGAGCCGAACCUCUACCGGCAUCCGAGCCGGCAGGGCCGGCCGACGCAGCAGUUCAGCCGCGAGCAUGAUAUCUAUGCGCUUGGGGUGGUACUCCUUGAGAUCGGGCUGUGGGUGACGCUGUCGCGGCUGGUGGAGGGGAAGAUCCGGGAGGCGGAGACGAGCGGGCGGCUGCCGAGGGCGAAGAAGGUGCUUGAGGAUCUGGUUGCGCUGGCGCAGCAGGGAUUGCCGAAGGAGAUGGGGGUUGGGUAUACGAGGGCUGUGCUGGCUUGUCUGAGGGGAGAGUUUAGGGGGAACGAAGGGCCGGCGUUGGCGGUGGAUUUUCAGGAGAAGGUCGUGGAUGUUCUUGCGGGGGGGAUUGAGGUAUAG
Aspergillus viridinutans is the source of this 1668-nucleotide messenger RNA. RefSeq lists its product as uncharacterized. NCBI's taxonomy places the organism in Eukaryota, Fungi, Ascomycota, Eurotiomycetes, Eurotiales, Aspergillaceae. Gene Ontology annotation, molecular function: protein kinase activity; ATP binding. Gene Ontology annotation, biological process: protein phosphorylation. The record is from RefSeq and is a predicted model, not a curated record. The coding region runs from base 1 to 1668 and encodes 555 amino acids. The transcript has a single exon.